AUGCAGGCGGAAAUGCACCCCGCGUGCGCAUCCUCCUCCUCCUCCGGGCUGCUUUGGCAGUUCGGCCUCCUGGCCGCGGCCCUGGCGGCCUACGGCGCGACCAUGCCGGCGCUGGGCGUGGCGCUCGGGGCGCAGCUGGCGGUGGCCCACCGCCCGGGCGAGGGCCACCGCUGGCGCUGGGACCCGCGGCCCUUCUGCGCGCUGAUGGUACUCCUCACAGUCUACCUCUCCACCUACCCUUGGCAUGGCUUCCCCGGCGCCUGCGCCGCCCGCGGCUGGCCGAAGCGAUGGCGGAACCUAGUGACCUGCACUGCCGUGUGCGCGGCCGCCACCCUGUCUACUAUCAUGAAGCGGCCCGGGUCGAGAUACAUCUACGAUGCCCUGUGGUGCGUGCACGGCUACUGGCUAAUUCUCGCCACCAAAGCCAUGUGCGACCUGUUCACAGAGUGCAGCCUGCCAGCGCAGGCCUUGACUGGAAGCAUGGCAGUUACGAUGGAGGCGGUGAUGUUCGGGUGGAUGGCCUACAUGGCAAGGAUCCGGCAGCCCUGCGUGGUUGGCAUGUUUGAUAGCAGAAGGUGGGUCCAAAGCAUGUGCAACGCUUACCUCGGCAGCUGCGUUGCAUACACCCUGGCCUUGGAAGACAAAGGCCAUUGGUGGCACUUCAUGAUGGUCUCCCUCCUCUGCCGGAGCAGUUUCCUCCUCAUCUUCUGCUCGCUCAACGUCGGCAAGGUGAUGUGCCGCCUCCACAGCUUUCGGCUGCUUUGCUUGGAGGAGCGGCGUGUGAAAGGCGUGCCACAGCAGCAGGCGCACUGGGCCAAAGGCGUGGUUCGCAUGGAUCUCAUCAUCAGCGUCGUGGUGUGCUUGACGAGUUUACGCACUUUUUUCCAGUCGUACGUCAACCAAGUCAUGAUGCUGCUGGAGGAGCGCACAGUGGAUAUGUGGCUGCGGGGCCCCGCAGAGCUCACGCCGGGGGCGUUGCACAUCAUCUCCAUGGCUACAGUGAGUGGCCUGCUGUGGCCCCUGCUGCCAUUGGAUGUGCCAGAGGUGGAAGAGCUGGAGGUGGAGGUUGCGAAGGAGUAUUCUCCGCCAUACCGGCUUGAAGAAAAGGAUGUCUAUGAGGCGAAGGUGCGUGAGUUGGCAGGCCGCGGCUUCAGCUUGCGGUCGCUCAUGGCUUUUUGGAGUCAGCUCCUCGACGGGAACGUCAUGCCCAGCUUUGACCCGCGUCUUUCCACCACGAACGACGUGGUGAGGGAGGUGGUGAUCCCUAUGUCCCGCCGCGGCCGGGGCGGCGUGGCGCUGGCGGAGCUUUGGAAUGAGGGCCCCGUGUGGCCUCAGAAGAUGGUCACCCACACCUGGACCAACUCCUUCGCCCACCUCACCGCCGCCAUCGUGGCGGAUGCGCUGGACCUUGGCAGCUACGCGGCGGUGGCGGAGAAAUUGAUGACAGAAGAGGGGGUGGAAGCGCUAACAGCGGAGCUGGAGCGCAAGGGCCAGAUCAGCGCUACCUACUGGGUGUGUGCCUUUGCGAUCAACCAGCACGCCAGCAUUUGCAGCCAAGUCCAGGAUUCCAGAUCGCGGAACUCAGUGUCGGGCGAGCUGUUCCACUUGUGCGACUGCCAGGAGCCCAAGCUUCUUGGAGAUCACCCCCAGAGCGAGAUGAACAAGUUUGAUUGCAUGAUGGCGUUCCUCUCCCAAAAGGUGGCCAACUUUGGUCAAGUCAUCGCGGUCGACGAGGGUUUCGGCGUUCUGCACCGUGCGUGGUGUGUGGCAGAGAUAGUGGAGGGCAGCCGCCUGGGACUUCGGGCGCGCGUGGAGGUGCUUUCGCAGGAUGCUGUGGAUCGGAACUAUCGGCAGCUCUCCUUCUUGGAUGUGCGGAAUUGCCAGGCCUCUGUGCCGAGUGACAAGGAGAUGAUCUUGUCGAAGAUCGCCAACGUGGAGGCCUUCAACCUGCGUUUGCAAAGCCUGGUCUUCGGCACCUGCGGCCUUUUUGCGGACUGGCAGGAUGGCCUAGAGCGCACCAAGCAGGUGGGACGGAUUCUUAGGCGUGCCUUGACGGAUGCAAGCACUAGUUCUGCAGAUUCUUGGCCUUCUUUCAGCAGCUCGUUCAGGGACCUAGAUGAGCUUCCUGUGGUGGACGUCUGCUAUGACGAGGGCGAGUACUCUGCUGCGGAUUGCAUGAGCCAGAUGGCCUCCAAUUGGAACACAUCUUGCGAGGGCCCACGGGUGCUGCUGGAGCUGAGUGGCACCGGCAGCAAACAGGACGUGCCGGCUGACCAGCGCCGACUUGGUCCCUUCACGCUUGGGAAAGCGCCGUGGAUCAUGGGACGUCGACACCAACGAGAGUUCUUGCAAAAGACCGUCAAGGAGGAGUGCCUAGAUUUCAUCAGCAGGGACCACUUCGCCAUUGCGCAUGAGGACAACACUUUUGUGCUGCUGGCGCUGUCGCAGAACCGGCUUUGGCUUGAUCGCGGCAAAGUCGAAGGAGCUAGGAGUUUGACCCGCGACGAGAUGUUGCCGCUGCGCCCCGGAGAUCGGAUUCUUCUGGGCACCGGCGAUGCCGCGGACUGCCAGAGGCUCUGCUGGCGAUUCAGCCUGGAGAGGAUCGGGGCUGCUUCCAGAGCUUCAAGAGGACGCUGCUCUUGA
Molecule: messenger RNA, 2643 nt
Organism: Effrenium voratum
Lineage: Eukaryota; Dinophyceae; Suessiales; Symbiodiniaceae
Source: the annotation of a GenBank genome assembly